AUGUAUCUCAGCACGGCCAACAGGGCCAAAGCACCGCCGCCCUGCCACGCGCUGUCUCUCGCUGACCAGCAGCUGGGAGCCGCGGGCUCAGUAGAGCUGACAGGUGGAGCUGACAGGGUGAGCUCAGCAGCUAGCUCCAGGGAUAGCUGUUCACGGGCCGAGCUACACAGAGACUGUGACCAGCAGCUGGGAGCCGCGGGCUCAGUAGAGCUGACAGGUGGAGCUGACAGGGUGAGCUCAGCAGCUAGCUCCAGGGAUGGCUGUUCACGGGCCGAGCUACACAGAGACUGUGACCAGCAGCUGGGAGCCGCGGGCUCAGUAGAGCUGACAGGUGGAGCUGACAGGGUGAGCUCAGCAGCUAGCUCCAGGGAUGGCUGUUCACGGGCCGAGCUACACAGAGACUGUGACCAGCAGCUGGGAGCCGCGGGCUCAGUAGAGCUGACAGGUGGAGCUGACAGGGUGAGCUCAGCAGCUAGCUCCAGGGAUGGCUGUUCACGGGCCGAGCUACACAGAGACUGUGACCAGCAGCUGGGAGCCGCGGGCUCAGUGGAGCUGACAGGUGGAGCUGACAGGGUGAGCUCAGCUAGCUCCAGGGAUGGCUGUUCACGGGCCGAGCUACACAGAGACUGUGACCAGCAGCUGGGAGCCGCGGGCUCAGUAGAGCUGACAGGUGGAGCUGACAGGGCGAGCUCAGCUAGCUCCAGGGAUGGCUGUUCACGGGCCGAGCUACACAGAGACUGUGACCAGCAGCUGGGAGCCGCGGGCUCAGUAGAGCUGACAGGUGGAGCUGACAGGGCGAGCUCAGCAGCUAGCUCCAGGGAUGGCUGUUCACGGGCCGAGCUACACAGAGACUGUGACCAGCAGCUGGGCGCCGCGGGCUCAGUAGAGCUGACAGGAGCUGACAGGGCGAGCUCAGCAGCUAGCUCCAGGGAUGGCUGUUCACGGGCCGAGCUACACAGAGACUGUGACCAGCAGCUGGGCGCCGCGGGCUCAGUGGAGCUGACAGGAGCUGACAGGGAGAGCUCAGCUAGCUCCAGGGAUGGCUGUUCACGGGCCGAGCUGCACGGAGACUGUGACCAGCAGCAAGGCGCCGCGGGCUCAGUAGAGCUGACAGGAGCUGACAGGGUGAGCUCAGCUAGCUCCAGGGAUGGCUGUUCACGGGCCGAGCUGCACGGAGACUGUGACCAGCAGCAAGGCGCCGCGGGCUCAGUAGAGCUGACAGGAGCUGACAGGGUGAGCUCAGCUAGCUCCAGGGAUGGCUGUUCACGGGCCGAGCUGCACGGAGACUGUGACCAGCAGCAAGGCGCCGCGGGCUCAGUAGAGCUGACAGGAGCUGACAGGGCGAGCUCAGCUAGCUCCAGGGAUGGCUGUUCACGGGCCGAGCUGCACGGAGACUGUGACCAGCAGCAAGGCGCCGCGGGCUCAGUAGAGCUGACAGGAGCUGACAGGGUGAGCUCAGCUAGCUCCAGGGAUGGCUGUUCACGGGCCGAGCUGCACGGAGACUGUGACCAGCAGCAAGGCGCCGCGGGCUCAGUAGAGCUGACAGGAGCUGACAGGGUGAACUCAGCUAGCUCCAGGGAUGGCUGUUCACGGGCCGAGCUGCACGGAGACUGUGACCAGCAGCAAGGCGCCGCGGGCUCAGUAGAGCUGACAGGAGCUGACAGGGCGAGCUCAGCUAGCUCCAGGGAUGGCUGUUCACGGGCCGAGCUGCACGGAGACUGUGACCAGCAGCAAGGCGCCGCGGGCUCAGUAGAGCUGACAGGGUGA
Molecule: messenger RNA, 1767 nt
Organism: Bacillus rossius redtenbacheri
Lineage: Eukaryota; Metazoa; Arthropoda; Insecta; Phasmatodea; Bacillidae
Exons: 17
Coding region: 1-1767 (588 amino acids)
Source: RefSeq, a predicted model, not a curated record